AUGUCGACCAGUCUGAAUAUUCCCCCGACCGGGCUGUCUCUCCACCUCGGAGAUGAGUCCGGUGAUCCUUCUGUCAAGCCAAAUCAGAUCAUGCGAUUGAAUUUGGUGCAGAGCACCCUCGAUGAUCUGAUCCAGAGCCUACGGAAGGAUCAACCGGCUCGAGUCCGGCUGGGAAAACACCCGUCACUUCACUACGGAGGCAAAUCUCAAAUGUUCCAUGCCUACCCCGAAACGCACCGAUCCGAGAUCUACCACAGCUCAUCCGAUAAAGAGACACUGUACUUCACCGGGGUGUUGAGCCAUAGCCUCGAGGUGGAAAAGGCUAAAAAUGCCACUGCGGCCACCGAUCAGGCGCUGGCAGAUUUGGAGGAAAAAUUGAAUGCCCAUGAGCGGGGAAAGGAGUCGAAGAAGACUCACAUCAUCUCACACCCUGAUGAGUUGAAGGCUCUUCGGGGCAGCAAGUCAGGCUACAAAGGUCCCACCACCAAAAUUGAGCUCGAGAAAGAUCGUUUCCUCAAGACUGCUGCCAAUCGUUCCCUCACUGCUAGUCCUAUCUUGGGUGCUCCCAAGUCUCCUUCUUUUGCAAUGACUCCAACAUCGGCUCCAAUGAUGGAGAAUAAAGACCAUGCGAGGCUUGAAGCCCUCAAGGUUCCCUUCAUUCACCUUCUCGCUGUCCGUGCCGUCUCGGCCAAGUUCCUUGCCCGCCAAACCCGCACCACCGUCGACGAUUGCACCGCCCUCGGCGAGAAAUUCGGAGUUCUGAACCGAAUCAACCCCGAGAAAUAUGAUCUCAAGGACAAAGUUUACAAGGAUCUUGAUGUGUUCGGUUUCAAUUACACCGAGGAGGACCGGAAAGAGGCCAUUGAGAAUUCUAUCUCUGCCUUCGAUCGCAUGCGCAUCUCUCGGUCCGACAAACUUUGGCAAACACUUCUUCCAAAGGCUGAACGAGGCAAGGGUAAGUGCCUUUCGCGUUUGAACCUUCGUACUGGUCCACCCCAGAAACCUGCCGCACCAUCCGCCAAAGCCAAUGGGGAAGAUUCGGGCAAGGACAAUGAGACCGACCGCGCUACAAAAGGAUCCGCGCCUGCUCCCAAGACUGCUUCGGCCUCACAAAAGGCCCGCGACAAGGACCCGACCAAGCGGUCUACCAAACCCAAGAAUACCAACAGUACCCUCACCGGACGGGUUACGAAGAAGACUGGUGGGAAGGCCCCAGUCAAAGUGGACAGCAAGAUCAAGUCCGCAGAAUUCGUACACAGUUCGGACGAAGAUGAUGAUACCGACAUGCAAGAUAUUUCCCCUGCCCCCGCCCCCGCUCCCGCGCCUGCACCCAAGCAGCAACCGAAGGAACACAAGCGGACUCCAUCCAAUUCGAAGCCCCCAGUACCGAAAAUCAAGGCACCGGCCAAGGCUCGCACCACCGAUACUCCCUCAGUCUCAUCUAGUCCUGCUCCUGCUUCCAAGAAUAAACCCGAGACAUCGAAACCUAAGCUUGAACCAUCCAAACCGGCCACCAAGGUUACAGGUUCCAAGCGUCCUCCCUCUCGGCCCUCGACUUCACCGCAGAAGCCGUCUCCACUCGGCUCCUCCCCUCCUUCCAACGUGUCCGACUCUACCAGUAGCAACCGCAGCCGAGCGGACAGCCAGAACCAAUCCUCCGGUUCAUCUUCAUCUUCGCCUCUCAUCACCCAGCUGGCCAAACCCAAAGUGGGCCGUGCAGCCCCUGCCGCAGCCAAACCUGCCAGAGCUACUCCACAGACCAACGGCAUCGCGAAGGCUACCUCCACUACCACAAACCCAUUGAAGCGCAAGGCCGAAUCUGAUCAAUUGUCCGCGCCCCAGGCGGGACGUCCUACUGGAAACUUGGAAGCUAAGCGUCGCCGAGCGGUGAGCUCCUCCAGCGGUGGCAGCACAGGUAGUGCAUCUCCACCAAUGAGCUAUGAAAUUCUGAGACAGCAGCUGCGGGAGAAAUCUCAGAAAUUCAAGAACUUUUACACAAAGUACCGCAACCUACAUGACUCCCUUGCAGCGCUCCCCAAUCCACCUCAGGUCGACCUCGACAAGCUGCAAAAGCAGCACAUUCAUCUACAGCGCAUGAAGAAGGAAAUCUGGGACGAAGAUCGGCAGCUUCGUGAUGGCCUUCAUUCGUAA
Molecule: messenger RNA, 2151 nt
Organism: Penicillium roqueforti
Lineage: Eukaryota; Fungi; Ascomycota; Eurotiomycetes; Eurotiales; Aspergillaceae
Exons: 1
Coding region: 1-2151 (716 amino acids)
Source: RefSeq, a predicted model, not a curated record